Molecule: messenger RNA, 2160 nt
Organism: Gopherus flavomarginatus (Mexican gopher tortoise)
Lineage: Eukaryota; Metazoa; Chordata; Testudines; Testudinidae
Gene: POU5F1
Product: POU class 5 homeobox 1
Exons: 5
Coding region: 1-1275 (424 amino acids)
Biological process (GO): regulation of transcription by RNA polymerase II
Molecular function (GO): DNA-binding transcription factor activity, RNA polymerase II-specific; RNA polymerase II cis-regulatory region sequence-specific DNA binding
Source: RefSeq, a predicted model, not a curated record
AUGGCUGGCCACGUGGGGCAGGAACUGGGGCGCCCGUACCCCUUGGUGGGGCAGGGCCUGCAUCUGGACGCCGUCCCGCCAGGCCCAGCCAACGGGGCGCCCCACGAGGGGCCCGGCAGCUUCCUACCUGAGGCCUACAAUGGGGCGGCCCCCGGGCAGGGCUAUGGCUACCGGCUGGACUACGGGCCGCAGGGGGGGCUCCUAGAGACGCAGCCGGGGGACCCCGCCGGGCACCAGGCCCUGCUCCGUGCCUGGUGCCCCUUCCCCAUGGGCGGGGAGGGCUGGGCGCCCCCCUACGGCCCUGCCCAGCCCGCUGCGGCCUAUGAAGGCCUGAAGCCUGAUGUCAAGCCGGAGCGGGAGUGCGGCCAACAGGGCCCCAUGUAUGGGCACCCGGCCCAGGCCUGGGGGGGCUGCUUCCUGCCCCAGGCUGCUGCUCGCCCCCUGGCCGCCUUGCCCCCACCACCCCCCGGCCCCGCGGGCGAGGGGGGCGAGGGCAGCGGGGCCAGCAGCCCCCAGAGUGAUGGCAGUGGGGGCAGCCCCGGAGCGCCGGCGGCCCCCGGCGAGGUCAAGGCAGAGGAGGCCGAAAGUGGGGACGAGGAGACCCCGAGCACCGAGCAGAUGGAGCAGUUUGCCAAGGAGCUGAAGCACAAACGGAUCACGUUGGGGUUCACGCAGGCCGACGUGGGGCUGGCCCUGGGCGUGCUGUACGGGAAGAUGUUCAGCCAGACGACCAUCUGCCGCUUCGAGGCCCUGCAGCUCAGCUUCAAGAACAUGUGCAAACUGAAACCGCUGCUGCAGCGCUGGCUGGACGAGGCCGACGGCAACGCCAACCUGCAGGAGAUGUGCAGCAUGGAGAGCGCCCUGCUCCAGGCCCGCAAGCGGAAGCGAACCAGCAUCGAGACAGCGGCGCGGGGCUCCCUGGAGAGCUACUUCCUGCGCUGCCCGAAGCCCAGCCUGCAGGAAAUCGCCCACAUCGCCCACGACCUGCGCCUCGACAAGGACGUGGUCCGCGUCUGGUUCUGCAACCGCCGGCAGAAGGGAAAGCGCAGUGGGGGCUGCUCUGUCCGCGACGACUGUGAGGGGGGGGCCCUGCCCUUUGCUCCCCCCGCCCAGCUGCCAGGGCCCCCCAUGGGGCACCACUCCCCGCCCCCCCAGGGCUACAACGCUGCUGCCUUCGCCACCCUCUACAUGCCCCAGUUCCACCACGGGGGGGAGCCCUUCGACCCCACUCCCCCAGGCCCCCCCCUCAUGGGCCACCCUAUGCACUCCACCUGAAUGACUGGGGGGUGGGGGUGGGGCAGGCGGUCCUGGCGGGGGGCAGACACUGACAGGCCUAUGGAAGGGCGGGGAAUUUUAACUGGAACCCCCCCCACCUUAGCUUUAUGGCAAAGGAUUGUGGGUAAAUUUCCCAGGAGGGGGAUGAUUUGCACCACCCCUCCCCUCAUUUUUAAUUUUAAGGCAAGGGAUUGUGGGUAAGUUUUUAUUUACAGGCAAAUCUCCCCCCUCCCCCCCAGUCUGAAAGGCCUCUGCAUGAAAUGACCCAAUGCGGGGGAAGGAACGGUUCUAGAUCAGCCCUGUCUAGAUAGCAAGUGUUCUUGAGCCAGUGCCCCAUCUUGGCUCUAGAGGCUCUGGACCACAAACACCCUCAACCAGGCUGGCUCUAGAAGUGGGAUGUUCUCAAUGUGCUCUAGAACCCACCCUGUCCCAGCCACCGGAGGUCUAGAACAGCUACCACCUCUCAGUGGACAAUCUGGAACUGAUGGUGUUCUAGGUAUCUCAACAGUCCUAUAAUAUCUUUAUAGGUCUAGAAAUAGCGAAGAAAGCUCUGGUGGCUUGAGUCCUGUCAGCUCCUUUCAGGUAUCUUGGGAUGCAGGUCUGAAAUCCAGAACAUCGGCCCUUCAAGGUGGGAGGGGUCCAGUACAACCAUGAAUGCUUUCGAAUCAGGCCACCCAUGUUGUGGGUGUUGAUCUAGAACCUCCAGUGUAGCCCUUCAGUGUGGUGGGGCUCUAGAACAUCCUGGUGAAACUAGGACUCCACCCUGGUGAUCUCCUGUGAACCUAUGUAUAUGCGAUCUAGACCAGGGCUUCUCAAACUUCAUUGCACGGUGACCCCUUUCUGACAAUAAAAAUUACUACAUGACCCCAAGAGGGGGGAACCGAA